Penicillium arizonense is the source of this 1857-nucleotide messenger RNA. RefSeq names its product guanine nucleotide exchange factor MON1. The record is from RefSeq and is a predicted model, not a curated record. Gene Ontology annotation, biological process: protein targeting to vacuole; vesicle-mediated transport. Bases 1 to 1857 code for a protein of 618 amino acids. NCBI's taxonomy places the organism in Eukaryota, Fungi, Ascomycota, Eurotiomycetes, Eurotiales, Aspergillaceae. The transcript has 5 exons. Gene Ontology annotation, cellular component: Mon1-Ccz1 complex; fungal-type vacuole membrane.
AUGAAGUCACAGCAAGACCCAAGAAGCGACGGCCACGAGCCCGCCGAGAUAUCCGAACAAGCCUCCAUUCCCAAGACGCCAGACACCGGUCAUGAUAAGCGCAGUCCAAGUCCAGAGGGGGAACGGCCGCCUCUACCCCCACGGCCCAGCACACUGAGCCUGUUGAACGAUGAAACGGCGUCUCGGGCGACUUUACAAGCGGAGGCAACAACUGCUGUCUCACGAAUGGAUAUCGGGACACAGUCAUCAGAUGCUGGAAGUGCCCAUUCUACAAUGGCUCUUCGCGGCUUGCCCCGAGGUCCAAGGGCCAAGACGAGUCUGAGCCAGUUAGCAAGCUCGCGGGGCAGCGAAGCGGGGGAUUCGGCCAGCAUUCGCAGUUCGAUUCUGAAUACUGAAAAUGGAGAUGAUGGGGCUCUCUUUACAGACUUUGUUGCUACAGCGCCUGGCGGUCAACCGCAGGAUUCGACAGGUCUACUCAAUUUCCCCGAAUUUGCGGCCGAUGAUAUAGAUGAUGAUGGGAUUCUGAGCGAAUUCGAAUCUAUUGGCGAGCUGAACGAAGAAGGUGACAAUGAAGAAAUGCUGCUCCAACGGUGGAAGGCGAAGCGCAAACACUAUGUGAUCCUGUCCGCUGCUGGCAAGCCGAUUUGGACGAGACAUGGUGACAGUGGACUGAUAUCUGGCUAUGUCGGAGUUAUUCAAACGAUCAUAUCUUUCUAUGAAGAUGCAGAUGAUCACCUCCGAGGCUUCUCUGCUGGUGACACUAGGUUUGUUGUCUUGACUCGGGGCUCUUUGCACCUCGUCGCAAUCAGCCGCAUGAUGGAGAGCGACAAUCAACUUAAACUUCAGCUGGAAGCAUUGUAUAUGCAAAUUCUAUCUACAUUGACACUGCCUUCACUCACCCAUCUCUUUUCUGUUCGGCCGUCUACCGAUUUGAAACGGCCUCUGCAGGGUUCAGAGUCUCUUCUCUCAUCUUUAGCGGACAGUUUCACACGAGGAUCUCCGUCUACAUUACUUUCUGCUUUGGAAUGUCUCAAGAUCCGCAAGCAACAUCGCCAAACGAUCAGCAAUGCGCUUCUAAAAACCAAAGCCAGCAGUCUUUUGUACGGCUUAGUGGUGGCUGGCGGACGACUCGUUAGUGUUGUCCGUCCGAAGAAGCACUCCUUACAUCCAGGCGAUCUGCAAUUAUUAUUCAACAUGGUUUUUGAAGCCGAUGGCGUCAAGGCCGGAGGCGGAGAGAGCUGGAUUCCCGUCUGCCUGCCUGGCUUCAACAGCAGCGGUUAUCUCUAUAUGUAUGUCAGCUUCCUUGACAUUCGCGACGAUAUCGAAAACAGCGCAGAAAUCACCAAGGACGAGUCUGUUGCCAUUGUCCUCAUCAGUCCCGACAAAGAAGCUUUCUUUGAAAUGCAAGGAAUGCGUGAUGCCCUUGUUGAGCAAAUGGAGAAAAACGGCAGUCUAAAGGAGAUCAAGACAGCAAUUGGCAAUGGCCGGCCCGCUACUACGGAUAUAGUUCCUGGAACUGUCCUCCAUCACUUCCUAUACAAGUCUCGUGCCAACGUACAAUUUACCAUGUCAUCCUACUCGCCUGAAUUUUCAUCAUUGACUCGGCGGCGAAGACUGAUGUCGAUGUACAACAACCUACACUCGAGCAUCCAUGCCAAAGACACACACGUCAAAGUUCACCACUGCGUUUCACGAUCUGUCAGCUCUUUUGGCUGGGUGACCCCCGUCUUUGAACUCUAUUGUAUUGCCGAACCGAAUACGAACCGAAAUGCACUUGCUCAAAGUGCCAGCAAAGUUGCACAGUGGGCUCAACGUGAGGAAGAGAGGCUAUUCAUCAUCGGUGGUGCGGUUUUCUGA